This is a messenger RNA of Synchiropus splendidus (mandarinfish), 1773 nucleotides long. Its product is annotated as bile acid-CoA:amino acid N-acyltransferase-like. Gene Ontology annotation, biological process: fatty acid metabolic process; acyl-CoA metabolic process. The transcript is spliced from 11 exons. NCBI's taxonomy places the organism in Eukaryota, Metazoa, Chordata, Actinopteri, Syngnathiformes, Callionymidae. The record is from RefSeq and is a predicted model, not a curated record. Bases 154 to 1440 code for a protein of 428 amino acids. Gene Ontology annotation, molecular function: fatty acyl-CoA hydrolase activity.
UUGAGUUGCCGACCCGAAGACUUGAGGGCACUGGACGUGGUACCCAGUCGCUCAGCGUAAAAACUCUGUGAUUGUUGUUGAAGUGUCAACAUUCUGAAACGGCUGCUCGUCUUUCCUCCUGCGACUGCGACGAAAGAGCGCCUAGUUCCCAUCAUGCACAACAAUCCCCUUCCCAUCCUCUCUGUCAGACCCAUUCGGGCUCUGGUGGACGAGGUGUUUAAAGUGAUAGUCACGAAUCUUCGUCCGGGAUCUCCAGUGACGCUACACUCGCUCCAUCGUUCAGAAGAUCAAGACCACUGGGAGGCUUUUGGACACUACGUCAGCAGCCAGCGGGGGACAGUGUCUGUUGCGGAUGAUUUGAGCUUCGGAGGAACUUACAGUGGAAAAGAGCCCAUGGGUUUGUUGUGGAGUCAGCGGCCCGUUCCUGGAGGUCGCAGAGACCUCAGGUUACGGAAGGUGAAUGUCACCACCCCCAUGCCGUUCCACAUCUCCGUCUACAGUGGACACCUGACUGGAGGCUUUCAGGACCAGGUUCCUCUGGCUUCAGUGCUGACAGAGAGAUGGUACAUGGCUCCUGGAGUCAAGAGGGUCAGCGUGAAAGAGGGAAAUAUUUUGGGGACCCUGUUUAUACCUCCAGGUCCAGGACCCUUCCCUGGGCUGCUGGACAUGUGGGGUGGAGGAGGAGGUCUGGUUGAGUAUCGGGCUGCGUUACUGGCUUCACAUGGCUACGUCACUUUCGCUCUGUCUUACUUGUCUGCUGAGCAGGGUCUGUUAAGUGAAAAAGAUUUUGAGUCAGUGUUUAACAUGAUCAAAAACCAUCCUCAAGUCAUCCCUGACAAAGUUGGAAUAUUUGGUCUCUGCUUUGGUGCUAUCAUAACGCUUUACCUCGCAGUGGAGAGUAAAGCCGUCAAGCCCACUUGUUGUGUUUGUGUCAGCGCUACACACUGUAAAGACCAUGAGAACGGCUCAGGUCUAAAUCUCUCUCUUGCAAAGUUGGGGAGCAACAGCAAGGUCCGUGUGGAUGAGAACAACCAUUCUAUAUGGCGAGAUAUCACUCUUCCGAUUCCCUCUGACUGCUCCAGAAAACUAGACGUGACCAAAAUCAACUGUCCGUUACUGCUGGUCUGUGGCAAUGAUGAUCAGAAUGUUGCUACCAUGGAAGCUGCCGAGGACAUGGCCCAGAUGAUACACGCCGCUGGAAAAGAUCACCUGCUGACCAAGCUGGUCUAUCCUGGUGCCGGACACCUGAUCGAGCCACCCUUCACGCCACAUUGUAGAUUCUCAAGGUUCAUAAACCCAGAAAAUGGACACGACUCAACAAUGCUGUGGGGAGGACACACCAAACCUCAUUCUGACGCUCAGGAAGACUCCUGGAAGAAGAUCCUAGCCUUCCUGCAGAUGCACCUCUACAGCAGCUCCUGUCCAAGAGCCAGGAUGUGAGUCUGGAGCAGCAGGAGGUCAAUCAGAGCAUAGCAGAGGUGGAAUCACAGAGCAGUUUUCAUCUCUGUCGGAAGUCAGUACAACUUGUUCCUGCAGCUCUUUUGUCUAAUGAACAAUUCAUUCAGUGAGUUGAUUUACUAUUUCACUGUAUUAAAAUGCCUUGCAACAACAGUAUGUUGGAUCUGAAUGCCACAACAGUGGCCUAUUGUCUGCAAUCAUCAUGUGGGAAAUUAAUACCGUAGCUGCUCUUUGCUGUUUUAAUAAUGUUAUUAUUACGAAUAUAAAAUUAAUGAUUGCAUUUUUUUUCUUAAAUAAAUGACCUGUUUAAAAGUA